AUGCGCUCAUCACUUUCCAAAGACGAGAGGUGUCUGUUUUGCCGGAAAACGGAGGAUGAAUCUGUCGAUAUCGACUGGGUCCAAUGUCCGGAGUGCAGAAAAUGGGCACAUUUUUCUUGCGCAGGUGUGGAUCAGGAGGUAGCCAAUACGGAUUGGUACUGUCCGCGAUGCGAUAGAUCUGCUGAUCAACCGUUGAAGGUACCGGAGGCAGGUAAGAAGCGUGCUAAGAAAUCUGGCUCGAAGAGCGAUGCAGGAUCCGAGCAAGGGGCUGGUUUCGUCAUAGGUUCGACUGAGCAGCAGUCGGAAGAGGAACAGCGAAUGAGGCAGGAUUUUGCGAAGCAGAUUGAGGUCCGGAAGAUACAGCUCGCUAGAAAGAAGGCCUUUUACGAAGAACAAAUGCAGCAAGAACGGGAAAUGCGCGAACAGGAGCUUCAAUUCCAAAGAGAAAUGGAAGAGCAGCAGUUAGAGCACGAGCAAAAAAUGUUGGAAUGCCAACUGGCUGCGGAACGAAAUUUCGUUAAAAGGCGGGAUACGAUUCGGAAGCAGUUAGAGUGUAGUAUCCAGCGAGUCAACGCUUUGAAAAAGCAAAAGGGACGCGGUUGGGAGAAAAAGCGAUGGUGCUCUGGAUGCAAAAUCGAAGUCGAAGGCGAAUCACGACGAAGUGAAACGGAGACGCAGCGAUCGAAUACAUCCGGAAUCGGAGGUGGCGAAAUUGAGGACAGCGGAGAUGCAGAGAGCAUUGACAGUGACGUUUUCGAGGAGCCUAAAAACAGCGUUUACGACAGUGUGCGCAGUAAGGCAGUCGAAAAUGGGCCGGGGCGCUGUGUUAACAGGAUUUCGAGAGACCAGUUGGCUGCUCGAAAAGCGGUAUCUCAUAAUCUGCCAAAGUUCAGGGGAGAACCGGAAGUGUGGCCGCUUUUUAUAAGCAGUUUCGAGUACACGACGACGGCUUGCGGAUUCUCGAAUUUGGAAAAUUUGAAGAGAUUGCAGGAUUGUUUGAUGGGAGACGCGCUUGAAGCUGUAAGGAGUCGGCUAGUGAUGCCGGAUUCUGUACCGGAUGUGAUCCAAGAUCUUAGGAACCUUUUUGGGAAACCAGAGAAGCUGCUCAAGACCCUGUUGGCGAAGGUAAGGAAUGCACCGGCACCGAGAGCGGAUCGUUUGGAAACAUUUAUCAACUUCGGGAUUACUGUAAAGCAGCUGUGCGAUCAUCUCGAGGCUGCUCGCUUGAUUGAACACCUUAACAACCCGAUGCUGGUAUCGGAGUUAGUCGAUAAGCUGCCGCCAAGUUACAAGCUGGAUUGGGUCCGGUAUAAGCGGAACAAGGUAGACAGUCCACUUCGUAUGUUCACGAACUUUACGAACGAGAUCGUGUCUGACGUGUCCGAGGUUACGGAGUUUGCCAUGCUGUCGGUGAACGAUCAUGCGCGGUCUAGUAGAGGUAAUCCAAAGAUGAAGGAGUUUGUGCACAUGCACGAUUCAGAGGAGCAUAAUGACGGUUAUAAGAAUGACAUAGUAGGAAAGGCAUGUUGGAUCUGUAAACGGCCAGAUCAUCUGAUCAAGUCAUGCGAAAGGUUCAGACGAAUGAAUGUGGGGGAGCGGCUGAGGGAAAUCGAGAGGCAGAAGCUAUGUGGGCUAUGCCUUAAUAAACACGCUAAUGGGCGAUGUGUGUCGAUGUCUCGGUGCACGAUUCGGAAUUGUCAGCGCAACCAUCAUCCACUGUUGCAUCGAGUAGAAGAAUCGGUUCAGUUGCAGAAGGCGGAAUGUAAUGCGAUGAAGAAUGCUGAUAAUGCGGUGAUCUUUCGGAUGAUGCAGAUAACUCUUUACUACGGAAGUCGGCAGUUUGAUACGUUGGCGUUUCUUGACGAAGGCUCGUCAACUACGUUGGUGGAUGAUUCGGUAGCCAAGCAGUUGAGAGCGGAGGGUAUGCUAGAGCCCCUGAUCGUCACUUGGACGGGCAAUAUCAACCGUUACGAGAACAGGUCCAGGAGGGUGGAAUUAAUGAUAUCCGCGAAAGGCUCGAAGGAGAAGUUCCCGUUGUUCAAUACUAGGACGGUUUCGGAGUUGCAGUUGCCAAAGCAAAACGUACGGCUUGCGGAAGUGGCGAAACGGUAUCAGCAUUUGGCUGAAGUACCAACUAAGGAUUAUCCGUCGGAGCUGCCCAAGAUUCUUAUAGGCUUAGACAACCUAUAUCUAUUCGCGCCAUUGGAGUCGCGCAUCGGUAAACCAAGUGAACCUAUCGCAGUACGGUCGAGGCUCGGCUGGACGAUUUAUGGGUCGGAAAAACGUAAGACCAGUGUCCACACAUAUCUGAAUCUGCAUUCAGUGGCACGAGUGAGCAACCAAGAGCUGCACGACCUUAUUCGGAAACAAUAUGAGAUGGAUGAGACAGCGGUUACACCGUUCACCGCGCCGGAAUCGGUCGACGAGAAACGUGCUCGAGAAAUUCUCGAAACGACAACGAGGAGGGUGGGCGAUCGUUUCGAAACAGGGUUACUGUGGCGAAAAGAUGAGCGAUGGUUUCCUGACAGCUAUCCGAUGGCUGUGCGGAGAAUGAGGGCACUCGAACGAAAACUGGAGAAGGAUCCAGCGUUGAAACAGAACGUCUGCCAGCAGAUUGUGGACUACCAAAAGAAGGGCUACGCUCAUAAAAUAACUGCAGAAGAGAUCGUAGAAACUCCUAGCUCGACGGUGUGGUACCUACCGAUGAACGUGGUGAUAAAUCCGCGGAAACCUGGUAAAGUACGCCUGGUUUGGGAUGCAGCUGCGUCAGUUGGAGGUGUUUCGCUGAACUCAGCGUUACUGAAGGGACCGGAUAUGCUGGUACCACUUCCCAAAGUCGUUUGCGGGUUCCGACAAGGUCCAGUGGCUUUCGGAGGGGACAUCCAGGAGAUGUAUCACCAGUUAAAAAUCCGGACUGAAGAUAAGCAAGCGCUGCGUUUCAUGUUUGGCAGUGACUCAACUGGAGCACCGCAAGUAUAUGUGAUGGACGUGGCAACUUUCGGUGCAACGUGUUCGCCAUGUUCAGCGCAGUUCGUUAAAAAUCUAAAUGCAAAACAGUUCGAAAAAGGGUUCCCGGAAGCAGCGGUAGCUAUAAUAGAGAAGCACUACGUGGAUGACUACUACGACAGUGUAGAUACCGUCGAGGAGGCAGUCGAACGGGCAAGGCAAGUGCAAUAUAUUCACUCGAAGGGAGGAUUUCACUUACGAAACUGGGUGUCGAAUUCGGAGGAGUUUCUGCAGAGAAUCGGCGAACGUAGUGCAGACACAGCAGUGCAUUUCAGUCGAGACAAAGGCACGGAGUACGAGCGUGUUCUAGGGAUAGUUUGGGAACCGGUGGAUGAUAGUUUUUGUUUCGCUACCGCUUCAAAGACGGAUUUCCUCAGAAUCCUCAAUGGCGUGGAACAUGCGACGAAGCGGGCGGUUCUCAGCUUUGUGAUGGCUCAAUUUGAUCCCAUGGGAUUCCUCACACCGAUUACCGUAUGUGGAAAAAUGUUGGUCCAGGAUCUUUGGAGAAAUGGCUGUGAAUGGGAUGCUAGGAUCGAUGAAGUAUCGUUCCAGAAAUGGCUGCGCUGGAUACAGAUGAUGCGAAACGUUGGGUCGUUCAAGCUGCCAAGGAGUUAUUUUGGAGGUGCAAAGUCUAACGAAAUAACGAAUCUGCAGUUGCACGUAUUUGCUGAUGCUAGCGAGACAGCGUACGGGUGUGUAGCGUAUUUCAGGGCGAUCGUGCAAGGAGAAAUCCCACGACUAGAGCUUCUGGCUGCUGUUUUGGGAGCACGGUUGUCGCGGGCUGUGCUCGAGAACCACAACAUCGUUAUUGGGAAAAUUGUUUACUGGAUCGACGCGAGCGUAGUGCUAUCGUGGAUUCGAUCCGAUCAGCGAAGGUACAGACAGUUCGUGGGGUUCCGGAUUGGCGAGAUUCUUACUCUGACGAGGUUAACCGAUUGGCGCUGGGUACCGACUAGAGUUAACGUUGCAGACCAGCUUACGAAGUGGGGCAAGGAUCCGGAUAUGCAUUCUAACAGUUCGUGGGUUCGCGGACCAGCGUUUUUGUACCAAAGUGAAGAAGGGUGGCCGAAAAGAGAACUGCCGCCGGCAAACACGACAGAGGAACUGAGAAUCCAUCUAUUGCUGCAUGAGGUGAAAGGAUCGGAUGUUCUCGUGGAUCCUGGCCGCUUCUCUAAAUGGACGGUGUUAGUACGAACUAUGGCGUGCGUACUUCGUUUCGUAUCGAAUUGUAAAAGAAAUGUUGCCGGGUUGCCGAUUGAGGUACUGCGUGCAACGAACAAGCAGGCGAAGGUACUGAAGUUAAGAAAAGGCGCGUCGAUCAGGCGGCCGCUUCAGCAAAGCGAGUACCAACAAGCGGAACUAUUUUUGUUGAAAAUGGCGCAGGUGGAAAACUUUAUAGAUGAACUGACGGUACUGAAACGAAACAGGGAUCGUCCGACUGAUCAGUGGAUAACCAUCGAAAGGUCUAGUCCGUUGUACAAACUGACUCCGUUGCUCGAUGAGAGUGGCUUGAUCCGCAUGGAGGGACGAGUUGAGCGAGCAGACUUUCUUCCGUUUGAUUUACGUUUUCCAGCGAUUCUGCCGAACAAUCAUAGAAUUACGUGGUUGAUUGUUCAACAUUAUCACGAGAGGAGUGGACAUGGAUACCGCCAGGCGGUGAAAAACGAGCUGAGGCAAUUGUAUUACAUUCCACACGUGGAUGCGGUGGUUCGAAAGGUAUCGUCUUCAUGCGUUUGGUGCAAGGUGCAUCGUAGUCGGCCUCAAGUUCCGCGUAUGGCUCCGCUGCCGGUACAGAGACUCACGCCAAACCUUCGUCCGUUCAGCUUCGUUGGAGUCGAUUAUUUGGGACCGUUUGAUGUUACUGUUGGGCGCCGAACAGAGAAACGGUGGAUCGCGCUGUUUACCUGUCUGGUAACACGCGCGGUGCAUUUGGAAGUGGCACACGGGUUGAGUACUCAGUCGUGCCUAAUGGCAGUAUAUCGGUUCGUGGGUCGUCGUGGUUGGCCGUGCGAAUUCUUUUCCGAUAACGGAACCAAUCUGCGAGGAGCUAGCAAAGAAGUGCUAGAAGUUGUUCGGGGAAUAGGAGACGACUGCGCCGAUCAAAUUACAAACGCUCGGACAAAGUGGACGUUUAAUCCGCCAGCAACACCCCAUAUGGGAGGCGUAUGGGAGCGUCUUGUACGUUCAGUGAAGGAGAUGCUGACGGCUCUUGACGACGGUAGGCGUGUAACGGAUGAGAUUCUGCAAACAACUAUUGUCGAGGCGGAGGACAUAAUAAGUUCUCGUCCAACGUUUCACAGCAGACAGAGGAAGCUGAAGCACUCACCCCGAACCACUUUUUGA
Messenger RNA from Wyeomyia smithii (pitcher-plant mosquito), 5349 nucleotides. RefSeq lists its product as uncharacterized. The record is from RefSeq and is a predicted model, not a curated record. Lineage: Eukaryota; Metazoa; Arthropoda; Insecta; Diptera; Culicidae. Gene Ontology annotation, molecular function: nucleic acid binding. The coding region runs from base 1 to 5349 and encodes 1782 amino acids. The transcript is spliced from 3 exons. Gene Ontology annotation, biological process: DNA integration.